Molecule: messenger RNA, 1232 nt
Organism: Gadus macrocephalus (Pacific cod)
Lineage: Eukaryota; Metazoa; Chordata; Actinopteri; Gadiformes; Gadidae
Exons: 6
Coding region: 45-725 (226 amino acids)
Source: RefSeq, a predicted model, not a curated record
AGCCUCGGGCCGCCGGCAGCAGAAGUCUGAGAUCCAGAGGAGUCAUGGCUGCUGUGUUCGCUGUCCUUCUGUUGGGGCUGCUUGCCGCCGCCGCCGCCGACGUCCCCGCCGCCCCCAGCUGUGAUGAUGUCAUCACCCCGCUCCGCAGGGACCAAGCAGACAAGGCGUUGGGCUCCUGGGUUCUGGUGGGUUCCGUGACAGAUGAGAAGACGGGUCUGCUGCCUCAGCUCUCCAGCUCCUUCAUGGAGCUCUCGCUGUCGGAGGACAACAGCUCCUUCACCUACAGCGAGAGGAACGGGUUCGGCAAUGGGUCGUGUGUCUGGUACCACAUCGUCGGUGACAUUACGGACGAAGCCAACCUCACUGUGAGGCUCCACACUAUGGUGCGUGACCAGGGCGGUGUGGAGAUCACCACUCGGGGGUUCAUCGGACAGAUCACUCUGUUCCAGAGCUGUCCGUCCUGCCCUGAGGACCGGCUCACCUCCUACUACAGCGGCGUGUACGACCCCACAGACAGCAACUCCACCAACGUCCAGUUCACACUCGACUACAGGAGGGAGGGGCAGCACCAGGACCUGGAGGCUCUGAAGGAGGUUCCUCUGAGCACCAGACAGCAGGCCGUGUGCCUCAACAUGACAGAAAUCACCGGGGAGUACACCUACGACGGAGUCUCAGGUGAGGCCUACCGUACAGCGAGGCCUACCGUACAGCGAGGCCUACCGUAGAGCGAGGCCUACCGUAGAGUGAGGCCUAGCGAACAGUGAGGCCUACUGUAGAGUGAGGCCUACCGUAGAGUGAGGCCUACCGUAGAGUGAUUCCUACUGUAGAGUGAGGCCUAGUGUAGAGUGAGGCCUACUGUAGAGUGAGGCCUAGUGUAGAUUACCAGUAGAGUAUUAGUCAUACAGGAGAGUACCAGUAGAGUACCAGUAGAGUAUUAGUCCUACAGUAGAGUACCAGUAGAGUAUCAGUCCUACAGUAGAGUACCAGUUGAGUAUCAGUCCUACAGGAGAGUACCAGUAGAGUAGUCCUACAUCAGAGUAACAGUAGAGUAUUAGACCUACAGUAGAGUACCAGUAGAGCACCAAUAGAGUAUCAGUCCUACACUAGAGUACCAGUAUAGUAUUAGACCUACAGUACAGUACCAGUACAGUACCAGUAGAGUAUACUGCAGUACUGAUGUUGAUCUCCUGUCCCUCUCAGAGCCGUGUCCCAGGAAGGUGCUGGUGCUGAAA